Molecule: messenger RNA, 2982 nt
Organism: Lytechinus variegatus (green sea urchin)
Lineage: Eukaryota; Metazoa; Echinodermata; Echinoidea; Temnopleuroida; Toxopneustidae
Exons: 4
Coding region: 1-2526 (841 amino acids)
Source: RefSeq, a predicted model, not a curated record
AUGAGCUGUAGCUGCAGGAUAGAAGAUAUUCAGAAACUUCAAAAAUCAAACAGCCAAAUUGAAUCCCUCUGUGAAAGUGAUUUAAGGAAGUGGGUAUGUGAUCGGAAUCUUGUUAUCCGUGAAUUUCUAGAAGGGAUUGCGGGCAAAGGUUCAACAGAAAGUGAAGUUGCAAAGACGAUCGAACACAUCUACCAUUUAGGCAACAGUAAAGCUGUUCUCCCAGUAUGCUUAGGUGAAAACCUUGUUUCAUAUUCUGUGAGUGGUAGCAGAGCAGCGUGUGAAAUAAACUCUGCCAACUCUCCUGCAGGUAGCUACCCAUACUUAAUAUCAUGGCUACGUGAACAGUCACAUGAACCACACACUUUUCCAGAUGGAGAUGUCUUAGUUGCCUUCGAUAACGACCAGGUGAUCGGAAAAACCUAUCAUGUGAGACAUAACAACAAAGUAAAGACAAGUGUGGUUACAAGUGUAUGUAUCGCUGAGGUGAGUCCAACAGGGACGCUGCAGGCGGAUAAUGAAUUGAAACAUGGGCAUUGGCAAACAGCUCAGCGGCUCAAAGAACAAGUACCGGAGAUUUUAGCGCCUGAUAGUACGCUGAAUAAUGCUGUAGACCAGACACACUACAAAGAGCUGUAUGCUACUCUGCAAACAAGAAUAUUAAAAGUUGUUGAAGAACAGAGGGUGGAAACGACUGGCAUUUCCGACAACAUUGACAAGGAAGUUGCGACGAUCCGCCAGAAAAGGGAAUGGAGGGUGUGUAGCGAGUGUGGGGCAAAGAACCUCAAGAACAAGAGAAUAUGUAUAGCUUGUGGUCAGAGACUCCGGUCAGUUUUGGAUAAGGAGGAGCAAGCCACAAUCGCUCAAUUCCCGCAAAAGAAGAGUGACAUAGAGUCCAGCAAGUAUGUACAUGUAAAGUUUGCUGGUAGUGAAUCUCAGGCAAAAAGAACAGAACAGAGCACUUCAGCCAGCGAAUCCCCAAAAGUUAAUGUAAGGGCUGGAGAUCCUAUUUUCGUAAAUCCAAAUUCGUAUCAAAGUCUCAUUACUGUGUUUAAGAGUCUCGGCAAGCAGGCGGGCAUUAAGAAGUACGCAGAAGAUGGAUGGAGAGAGUGGGUUGUGGUGACGUGUGAUGGCUUGCCGUACACACUUGGACAGAGAGUCAUUAAAGAAACAUUUACAUGUGCCUACUGCCAUGCAGCAAUUUUCUUAAGGGAGUCCUACAUGGAACAUGUUCAAGAGCACUACCCUACAGGGAUUGCUGAAGAAGACCUUGCCUUCAGCUUAGAGUUUGACUGGCUACUGCUGAAGAUCGGGCAUGGCCAUGUAGAGAUGAACAUGGUUCGGUCUUUCCUGGAACUUAACUGGCCAGUGUUCAUGAAAGAUGUGGCAUUGUGCAUGGGAUUUUGCUCCGAAGCUGCCCAGAAAUAUGCGAAAAGUGGAGCUGACCAUCAUAAGUCCUGGGAGCUUAUGCAAAUUGCAUUCUUAGGAUCCCUAGAUGAGCUCUUAGUUCCCUACAUCCGAGAGAAACUCGCUGCACAUAGCAAGCCUACCCCUGACGACUUUCUGCUUUGGAGUGGAAACGUGAAAAGUGCCCGGUACAAGUACCUUCAGGAACAGAUGUUAACCUACAUGCAAGCCAUUUUCAACCUGAGGGCUGGCAUUCGGCACAAUGACAUUGCCAGAGUCAUUGCAGGGAGGGUGAAGUUUGCUCAUGUCUUUCACGCACGGAACCACCCCAAAUACCAGGCCAUCGAGCUCACUGAACUGAGUAACUUUCUGGCAGCACCCAACGAGGUGAAGAAGUUUCUCAGUGAUUUCCAGGCCAUAUCAUCCUCGGGAGACCCCACAAGAUGCGAAGAUAUGGAUUUUGUCUUGGAAAACAUCAAUAAGAAGAGUAAAAGCUGGAUUCCUAAAGGUAUCCCAACACACGAGGACUGGCAGCGCAUCUUCAGGAACCUGUCAAAACUGGAUAAGCUCCGCUCUGCAGUUCUCAGCAGGACAGCAACAUCUGUAGACUUGGGAGGCACGUAUACGAGUACACACAAUGUUCGGGAGGUAGAUGUUGCAGCUUGGAGAGCAUGUCUGCGGGACAGCGAGUUUCUCCUUAAUCAGGACAGUGAUGUUCCCUUCCAGUCAGUGAGCAAAGACGAGCUGGAUGAGUCACUGACAACAUUCACAGAACAAGCUGCCAAAAGAAGGAGGUUCUUCGCCCAAGCUCUUUUUCAAGACGAAAGAGAGUCUCAUGAUGGAGGGGAAGAAAGUUAUGCAGGAAAGCCUCAGCUAGUGUUUGUUACCCGUCAGGAGAGAGAACAUCACACAAACAUCUGCAACCAGACAAAAGCUGUUAUUGCUAAGCGAAUUCUGGACAAAAUCGGCUCACUAGAUGACGAGAGCAUCAAGACCCUGCUCCUACACGAAUGGGACACUAGCGUAAAAUCUGGGAAAAAGGAUGAUUAUAUUGCGUUCUUCCAGAGAUUGCAGGAAGAAGUAAUUCAUCAAACCCCUCCCCUCACCGAGGACUUGGAGUAAUUAGGUGAUCGCCACAUCCUGCAGAUGUCCUCUUGAUUUCAUCAAAAUCUCUAUCCUUUUUAUUAUUUUUAUUUCUUGUUCUGAAAUAUCUCAAAAAAGGCACAGUCAAAAUUCAAAUUUAUACAAUGGUGUUAGACCCAUAUAAAAGUACAACAAGUGUACAUGUAACGUAUGUAUGACAUCACAGUCACGUGAUUUCAUCUACAGUAGGCGCUAUUUUGUAAAAUCACAUUUCUGGUCAUACAUGUAUCUCACUUAGUAUGCAAAUAAGAUUUCAAUUCAUAAUUGGCACGGAUAUGAUCGAUGACAGGGUCAAUCAUUUCAUGUAAAGUAAUACCCGUGUACAUGUAUGUCUGUGUGCACAUGGUCAAAAAAUUGCAAAAUGUUCCAAAUGACUCCAAAAUAUUUUAGACACUUUUCAGGCCAUUUUAAGCAUUUUCUAAUUUUUUUUUUGUU